Hypoxylon trugodes is the source of this 2088-nucleotide messenger RNA. Its product is annotated as alpha/beta-hydrolase. The transcript is spliced from 7 exons. The record is from RefSeq and is a predicted model, not a curated record. The coding region runs from base 1 to 2088 and encodes 695 amino acids. NCBI's taxonomy places the organism in Eukaryota, Fungi, Ascomycota, Sordariomycetes, Xylariales, Hypoxylaceae.
AUGGCUAGAAGCUCCGUUCCGUGGCUUCUCGGCUUAGGAGCUCUAGUCUUCGGCAUUCUUGCCGUGUUCCUUGAGCCAUUUCGGGGUUUCCUAAUACGGAAUGCCGAGUACUACCAGAUCAAACUGCCUCUACUAGGGGAGACCGGACCGGCCAUAGUCUUUGACUCCACCGGUAACCUCACAUAUCUCGGUACACGUUCGGACGGUGUUGAGCAUUUCCAGAACAUAUUCUACGCCGAAGACGCUUCGGGCAAGAAUCGAUUUGCACCGCCGGUUCCGAUUAAGCAUGAGAAGGGGUCGUCUAUUGAUGCUACACAGUCUGGCGCAUGGUGCAUGCAGGGCACUGGUGACAUUCUUCCUUAUACGAGUCGAGUCACCAAUAUUAGCGAGAAUUGCUUGAGUUUGAGGAUUGCUCGCUCUCAAUCUGCGGCUCCUAAUGCCAAAUUACCAGUGGCAGUUUGGUUGCACGGAGGUGGGCAUGCUUUAGGGUCUGCUUCAGAUGACUUAUAUGACCCCAGUGGCCUCGUAAGGCAAGCUGCGGAAGACGGGCAGCCGAUCAUUUACGUUGGCAUCAAUUACCGCCUAGGUUUAUUCGCUUUUGCAACUAGCGAUGCAUUGGUUAAGGCGAAACACACGAACGUGGGUCUGCGCGACCAACGCGCUGCGCUUGAGUGGGUUCGUGAUAAUAUUGAACACUUCGGUGGCGACCCAAAGCGAGUGACCGCGAUCGGGCAGAGCGUUGGAGCUAGUGAUAUUGGGCUACAAUUGACAGCAUUCGGAGGAAAACAUGAUGUUCCAUUCCAGCAAGCAAUAAUGAUGUCCGGUGCCCCAGGGCUGAAUUUUAAUACCAAAUCAAGCUUAGUAGCGAAUAAUACCGCGGCUGUAGCCGAAGCAGUGGGAUGCAUCAAGAAAGGCGAUAGCCAAUCGAAAGAGACUAUCCAAUGCCUACGGGAAGUUCCCGCCGAACUAUUAGCGAAUGUUUCGGUCACGGCCUCCCGUACCGCGCGUCCACCAUUCGGCGAGGGAUUUUUCUUCCCCACGUAUGAUGGCGACUUUUUGCUCGAUCGACCUUCUCAACUGCUACGUGCUGGCAAGUUCACCAAGGGUGUGCCAAUCAUCGCUUCCUGGGUAUCGAACGAGGGCGCUUGGUAUGCUUCUCCCGCAACGUCGACCGACGAGGAAGUGCUGGCGAGCUUUGGGUUAUGGCUCACAGGUCAUUCCGAUGCCACCAAGGCUAAGCUGUUGGAAUUAUACCCAGUUGAGGACUUCGAAGGGUUAGUAAGGCCAGAUUAUGAUGGACCGAUCUCCCCACAAUACUACCGCGCCGCGCAAUUCACUAAAGACAUUUGGUUUACCUGUCCCAUCCUCGAUUUCACGUGGCAGUACGUCAAAAACGGCGGCGCGGAUGUAUCUCAAGUGCGGUUAUACGAACACAAUACCACGCGAUUCACACCAGCGCUCGAAGUGAUGGGCGUCCCAAUGUGGCGCGUCCCCCACCUAAGCGAUAUCCCAUACGUGCUAAACAACCAGCACCUCGGAGGAGGAGCGGACAAUUCAGCCCCGCAACUCGAGCUUUCUAAAUCGAUUAGUCGAGACAUUGUAAGAUACGUAAACUCUGGAAUCCCUAGCAAGGGCGAUGGUCCUACGACGUGGCCUGCAGCUUUCGCCGGCUUGUCUAAGGAGGAAUUGGAGAAAGAAUUCCCGAGCAAGAUUUCGCUCCAAUUGCUUGGGGGACCCUAUGCGAACACGGCUGUUUCUGUUAAUAGGGAUGACAAGGAGACCGCCACGACAGAUGCAGAGCAGGCUGUGCGGUGGGAGAAGAUGUUUGAAAGAUGUGAGUUCAUCAAUAGCGUGAAGAUUUUUCACAACUGUGACCCGGCUAUUGGGAUUGAUAGCUACGAUGACGAGUUUGAAUUCAGAGCGGAGAAUUCAAAUCCAGUUUGGUCACCAUGCUUCAGUGGUAAUGACGGUCACGGAGACAUUACCAAAAUGGACUUCGCAAUCAGCGCUACCACGAAAGGAAAAGUGGCCAGUUCACUGGCCUCUGACCUGUCCGUGGAUUUUGGUCUUAUCUGGGAGGACUGUUAA